AUGGCCAGAGGUCGCCCUAGAGCCCAACAACCGCAACCCAUUCCACCCCCCGCCGACUCUGUAGAUGCCGACAUCAAAGCGGAGCUGGAACGGCUCGAGGUCGAAGCCGAGUUAGACUCACUCGACCGAGAAUUCGAAGAAGACCGCCGCGCAACUCUCCGGGCGUUCACCACACCCGUGACUCAGUACCGUCUUUGGUUUACCAACCCCCGCAAUCUCGAGGUUGAGGUCGAUGAGGAGGAGGAUGGGGGGGAGGAGGAGGAGGAGGAGGAAAGCGAUGACGAAAACGACGAGCGUUCGCCGCAUAGCACUAGUCAGCGCACCUUGGAAGAACGGCUCAGGCGGGAACUUGAAUACAUAGAUGAUCUGCUCGAACAGGACGAGGAUGCCGACCAGGAGAAUUUGUCGGUGCCGCGCGAACAGUGGAGGGCGACAGACUUCGUCGAGGAAGACAUGGUGUACGCGACCAUCGACGUGCUCGUCUUGGACGCCCUAUGCCACCUGCAAACCGUGGAGAGGAACAGCACGCUGAGGCAGUACACCUCGUGGAUCUAUCACUACAAGAGGUGGGCGGCGAAGAUGUUGAGGCAAAUUCGCAACAAGCUUCCACAGGAGUACAGGCUUAAGCACGUCGACGAGAUAGGGCACUACAUCCGGGACAACAAGAAGAAAAACUGGGACCAAGAGGCCGAUGUCCCCCGGUCGUACGUGUGGCUGCACGGCCCUAGGGUCACCAAGUCCCGGCUUCGCGCAUACGUGAAGUACAUGGUUCGGGAGUUGAAUCUCGAUGCCGAGUCCAGCAAGGAGGGCGACAACGCCACAGGAACACAGCCUGUGCAAUCUACAACGGUGCACACGCUCCUCGGCCGCAUAAAGGCAUGCCAGAUGGCGGCGAGAGUGGAGACGACGAUAUACCGGGAGACGGAGCUGAGCAUCAUGCGAGAGAUAUCGGUGGUCAGGUCGGAGGUGCGGUUCAUGAUCCGCACCAAGAACGAGCGGGACAUCAAGAACUGCACCGAUCGGCGUCGCGGAACAAUCGGCGAUACCUACACCGCCGAGCAGUUCCGCCAGAUCAUGUUCAGGGUGCUGCCGACGUGGGCGGCCAAGGCGUGGAACCCGCGGGGUACGGGCCCGUCGCAGACGCUAUGGCGGUUUCUGCUGUUGAAGGUGCUCACGCUACUCUCCCACCACUCUCUUCUGCGCGGUGCAAGCAUCCGCGAGAUCACGCUCCCCGACAUAUUCUUGUACCGACUGGCGAGCACCUCGUCGGUGAACCCGGAGAACCAGCCGGUCGUCAUGGUCAUCGCUGCGCGGAACUCGAAAACGUCCAAGGAUGCGCGUCUGCAGCAGAGCUACGCUGCGCGGCACCUCGAAGCGGAGUUGUGCGCCGUCGGCGAGACGGGCCUGUGGUUGCACUUCAUCCUCGACCAGAUCGGCCAGUUUCACGGCGUCCGCCUCAUUCCGCCGGUGGACACCAGCACACGCGCGAGCUGGUACAAGAAGCACCUCUUCUUCGCCAAAAACGACACCGACCAAGGAGAGCUCUCUGCGGCAAGCCACCAACGCUGGACGCGGCAGUUGUGGGACAAAAACGGGGUCUUCUGCAAGAGGAACGUGCACGCCGCUCGAACCGGAGGGGCCCAGGAGCUGGCCAUCGACGGCACGCCGCGCGCCGAGAUCACGGAGCUGGGUCACUGGGCGCUCGACAAGAUGACGCGAGCGUACAUCACCGCCAUUCCGGUGGGGGUGGUGAUGAAGAAGGCCGGUUACUCUGGUUACAAGCAGGACUACUUCUUGGGCCGGAGCAGGGUGGAGCCCUCCGAUAAGCUCUUGAAGCUCCUCGCCGAGCACAUCUUCCCCGGCGUCGACGACAUGCUGAAGACGGAAAUCUCUGUCCGCAUGGACACCGAGUACUACAACAUAUCCCUCAAGGCGAAGCUGACGAAGGAGAUAGAGCGUGCCGCGAACGAGAAGAUUGACUUCCUGGAGGAGCUCGAGAAGCGCGACGACACCAUCGCGUCUCUCACCGCCGAGAUAACCCGUCUCACCAAGGCACUCCGUGUGUCAGAAGCACGGAGAGUGCCGGAGGCCCCGCCGUGUGCUACCGCGCAAGCUCCCAGCGAGGGUGGCUCGGCGGAUUCGGCCAACAUGGGAGCCGGCGCCGACGGAGGGGACGACAAACCCCCGCCACCCCCACAGACGCACAAGGAGGCUAGUUACGAGCUCAACGUGGUACAACCGUGGCGGGAGGCCAAGACCGUGAGGGACGCCUGGCGCCUCUGGAACUCCGCCACCGCUAAUGACACCCGUCGGCUUUGCGACAGGAUCGCCGAGCCGGGGUUCAUCGACCGCCAUACCCUCCUCGCCGGCGCUACGCAGGGUGCACUCAACAAGAGGGUGCGCCGCAUGCUGAAGGUCAUGGAUGCGGUGCGCCAGCUACGCACGAGCGACGGCGAUGCCGACACCGAGGCCGUGGUCGACACACUGCACAGGAUCGCGGCAUCGGGCAUCGGGACCUUCGCCGAUGCCCUCACGGUGCUCAAACCGGGAACGGCACCGAUGUUGUCCAAAGAGCCUGGUUUGGGAGUCAAGGGGCUGGGCCCCAAGGUGGUCUCGAAGCUACGCCUUGCCUGUGCGCUUGUGGCGCUCAACCUGAAGCAGAGUGAUUGGGUCGAAACCCUGUUUCCAAACACGUGGGAGGAGCAGAUGCCGAAGACCAAGGCCGACCUGGCGAAGCCGACGGCCCCGGCCAAGUCGACAGCACCGGCCAAGCCGACCGCUCCGGUGCACCGUCCUCCGACCAAGCGCAAGAAGUCGGCAUGA
Closterium sp. Naga37s-1 is the source of this 2823-nucleotide messenger RNA. NCBI's taxonomy places the organism in Eukaryota, Viridiplantae, Streptophyta, Zygnematophyceae, Desmidiales, Closteriaceae. The record is from the annotation of a GenBank genome assembly.